This is a messenger RNA of Chenopodium quinoa (quinoa), 963 nucleotides long. RefSeq lists its product as uncharacterized. NCBI's taxonomy places the organism in Eukaryota, Viridiplantae, Streptophyta, Magnoliopsida, Caryophyllales, Amaranthaceae. The record is from RefSeq and is a predicted model, not a curated record. The transcript is spliced from 2 exons. Gene Ontology annotation, molecular function: nucleic acid binding; zinc ion binding. Bases 1 to 963 code for a protein of 320 amino acids.
AUGUCGAACCUUGCCAAGUUCGAAUUUGUGGCCCUUGAUAUUACCGGAAAGAAUUAUUUAUCAUGGGUGUUAGAUGCUGAAAUACACCUAGAUGCUAAAGGGAUUGGUAAAACAAUCAAAGAGGAUAAUAAGGCAACACCUCAAGAUAAGGCUAAAGCCAUGAUUUUCCUUCGCCAUCAUCUCCAUGAAGGGCUCAAAAAUGAAUAUUUAACUAUGAAAGACCCACAAAUCCUUUGGAGUAAUCAAAGGAAAGCUAAGUUUAAAAUAACUUCUCAAUUGAAAUUAUGUGGAGAAAAUAUUACUGAUGCAGAAAUGCUUGAAAAGAAAUACUCCACUUUCCAUGCUAAUAAUAUUGUCCUACAGACACAAUAUAGAGAAAUAGGUUUUAAAAAAUAUUCUGAAUUAAUAUCCUGUCUUCUUGUGGCUGAGCAAAAUAACGAGCUGUUAAUGAAAAAUCAUGAAUCACAUCCUACUGGCUCUACUCCAUUCCCUGAAGCGAAUGUGACAACCCAUAACGGGAAAGAAACUACAAACAAAGACCAUUCUAGCAGUAGUGAUCGAGGUAGAGGUCGCGCUCGUGGCCAAUGGUGCAGCCAGGGUCGUGGACGUGGAUAUGGUGGAAGUCGUGAAGGUCAUUUCACAAACUCACAUUGCCACAAGAAGUGGGAAUGUCGGGAUGAUAAAGAGAAAAGUGAUACCAAUAUAUGUUACUGUUGUGGAGGAAAAGGUCAUUGGUCUCGGGUUUGUAGAAACCCAAAGCAUCGUAUUGAACUUUACCAAGAAUCAUUGAAGAAAGGAAAGAAAAUUGAGGCAAACCUUGUUUUUGAAGAUUGUGAAGGUGAUUUUGAUUUUGGCAAUACCAAUAAAUUUGAUGUUGCUGAUUUCCUUACUUCCCUAGAAGGGAAUGAUUUUGAUUUUUGCAGUACAACUCGUUUAGAAGUUGCUGAUUUCUUCAUUGCCUAA